Molecule: messenger RNA, 3627 nt
Organism: Mytilus californianus (California mussel)
Lineage: Eukaryota; Metazoa; Mollusca; Bivalvia; Mytilida; Mytilidae
Product: toll-like receptor 3
Exons: 2
Coding region: 1-3567 (1188 amino acids)
Biological process (GO): inflammatory response; toll-like receptor signaling pathway; immune response
Cellular component (GO): membrane
Molecular function (GO): transmembrane signaling receptor activity; protein binding
Source: RefSeq, a predicted model, not a curated record
AUGACGAGGAUUUCGAUUUAUUUAGUUAUCUUUUACAUUGUUAAGAUUAUUGAGUGUAAAAAAAUCUUGCAUUUAUCAGACUGUGAUAUCAAAUAUGUUAUUAAAAAAACCAAGGAAGUUAAAUUAGCCGAUUGUAAAAACAGAGGACUGAAUUUUAUACCUCAGAAUUUACCGGGAGAUAUCAAUGUUCUAGAUCUUAGUUCGAACAAAUUAACAGCUAUCAACAACGAUUCUUUCGUUAAUUAUGAGUACUUACAAGAACUGGUUUUGGGAAAAAACCAACUUGAAGAUUUAUCUAAUGAGUCAUUUAAAGGAUUAUCCAACCUUGUUGCGCUGGACAUGUCUCACAAUAUGCUUGAUUUAUCAAAAGUAUAUUCAGCGGAAAUAUUUCUUCCAAUUAAAAACUUAACAAAAUUGGAUAUCAGAAGUAAUAUGCCCCAACCAAUAGAUUUUGAUAAGGAUUUUAUUUACCCCGACGACGUAUUUGGUGUUCUGAGCGAGUUGUCCUUCUUAGGAAUUGAUAUGAUGCCUGUGCCACGUUUUGGAAGGGGAUUCAGUCAUAUUACUAACCUUCGAGAAUUACACUUUCAAUCAUGCUAUUUAGUAAGCUUGUCUAAUACAACAUUUCAAGCGUUUCCAUAUUUUGUACAGGAGCUUAGUCUAACAAAUUGUCGCUUAAAAGCCGUAAGGACGGAAGAUGAUGUUUUGCUUCCGUUUCCACAUCUCCGUGUAAUAGAUUUUCACGGAACAUUUAUGCAUCUAAGACGAGCACUGCAUUUAUUACACCCGUACAGUUAUUCAAAUCUAACUACAAUUAAUUUUGGUCAUGUUAGUGACGCUAGUAUUGAUAGCAGUGAACUACCUUUUGUUAUAACAAUUACACCCGAUAUGAUGAAAUAUCUGAAAACAAUUUGCGUUGAAAAUUUAGAUUUAUCAAAUAAUGGCAUAGUUGAUUACGAAUCUGGAUCUUUAUUCACCUUUGAUCGCCCUGAAUGUUUACAAACUCUUUCUUUUAAAAGAAACCGGUUUGUUAUUGUUACUAAAAGAACGAUUAGCGAUUUUAAUUCUUUUUGUGGAAAAGCUGUUCUACUAAAAUCGAUAGACUAUUCAUAUAAUGCUGUCAACUAUAUCAUGAACAACUCUGUGAUUUCCAAUUUAGAGAUAGAUAGUUAUCAUGGUAGUUAUGUGACACUUCCAAAAUCACUAGAAAAAUUCGAUAUGAGUAACACAAUACUAACCACUUACCCUGAAGUAUGGAUUAUAGUUCCUGAAAACAACAACCUCAAAUAUUUGGAUGUAUCUUAUGCAAGGACCAAUAUGCCGUUAUUUUUUCUUCAAAUUCGAAUAGAAACAUUUAUAUCUACUGGACUCUACGAAACUGCCUGGAGAGAAAUAAAACGUUUUCCUGAACACAAUUUGAAAACAGUUGUAUGGAAAGAAGCUUACCUUAAUGAAGGAAUAGAAGAACAAGGAAACCGGUUGUUCGAUGUAUUAACAUCUGUUGAGUCGUUGGAUAUAUCUAGAAAUAAUAUUUGGUAUUUUCCAAACGAGUUUUUAAAACCAAUGCCAAAUUUGUCAUGUUUGUAUUUAGGAAAAAAUUUACUUCAGGCUAUUCCAGAACAGUUGAUUGGUCAUACUAAAAUAAAGGUGCUUGAUGUGAGAAACAAUCUCCUAACAACUGUAAGUUCAGCCAUUAGAAAUUGGGCAGAUAAGAUGCAAGAACGGCAUGGAAUGACUUUGCAUCUCGAUGGCAAUGCAUUUAUGUGCAACUGCGAUAGUUUAGACUUGAUACGAUGGAUAAAAACUACAAAAGUUGAUCUGGACAGUCAAUCUUAUAAAUGUAAAUUAUCGAAUGGAACCGUUACUGAUACACUUACUGCCUACAACUCGUUCUCGCACUUGUUUGCGGAUUGUAAGAGUACUAUGUGGUUAACCUUUGCAUCAACGUUGUUAGCUACAUCUGGUACAAUCUCUUUACUGCUUGUGUUGUAUAGUAAGAGAUGGAAGAUUGCCUUCUCUGUCUAUGGAAUAAUUCAGAGUUUUAUUGAACAAAAAGUUCGGAAGAGUUAUCAGUACGACGUGUAUAUGUCUUAUGAGGGAGAGAUUGUCAUAUGGAUAAAACAUGUCUUAGUACCAAGACUUGAGGCCGAAUGGGGACUGACCAUGUGUAUAAGAGAUCGAGAUUUUUUAGGUGGUGAGAGUCUUCUGGAUACUGAGGCCGAAUGUAUCGAAAAGAGUAGGUACAUUAUUUUCCUCAUCACACCUGAGUUCAAAACGUCAAAUGAUUGCUUGUUUGAACUCCACAGAGCUAAAUAUGAGAGAGUAACGAGAAAUCUGGACAAAAUUAUUGUUAUAACAAAAAAUAUUAAAAUUACCGACAUUCCCUACGAGUUUUCGUACAUUUGGAAUUAUGCAUAUCUUGUACAAUGGCCGAAUGAUCAAGGAGAUUUAGAUGAUACUUGGAGACGAUUGAGAAUGUUAUUCACAGUAGGGUCAGUUGCUAACAAACAAGUAACUCGAAACAACUUGUUCACAAAUGUUCAAUCUGUCGAGACACUUGAUAUAUCUGAAAAUAAUAUAUGGUAUUUUUCGGACGAUAUAUUUAAACUACUGCAAAAUUUGUCAAACCUUUAUUUAACCAACAAUUUACUACAAUCUAUUCCAGAACAACUGAGUACGCUUACAAAAAUAAAGAGGCUUGAUGUUAGAAACAAUCUCCUUACAAGCGUUAGUUCGACCAUUAGAAAUUGGGCAGAUAAAAUGCAUGAAAUCCAUGGAAUGACCUUGUAUCUUGAUGGUAAUGCAUUUGAGUGCACUUGUGAUAAUGUAGAUUUGAUAAGGUGGAUACAGGCUACAAAAGUUGAUCUGGACAGCCAAUCAUAUAAAUGUAAAUUAUCAAAUGGAACAAUAAUUGAUUCACGUAUUGCCUAUAACUCUAUUUCCGAAUUGUUUGCGGACUGUAAGAGUACUAUGUGGUUAACCCUGGCUUCGAUAUUACUUUCUACAUUUAUCACAUUAUCACUGCUGCUUGUGGUGUAUAGUAAGAGAUGGAAGAUCAUAUUUUUUACUUAUGGAAUUAUUCGCCGUGUUGUUGAGCGUAAAGUUCAUAACAGCUAUCAAUAUGACGUGUAUAUAUCAUAUGAAGGGGAAAUUGCCAUUUGGAUUAAAGAUGUUUUAGUACCAAAACUUGAGGACGAGUGGGGACUGACCAUGUGCAUAAAAGAGCGAGAUUUCUUAAGUGGAUCGAGUCUUGCGGAUAGUACAGCAGAAAGCAUCCAAAACAGCAGAUCCAUUAUUUUUCUCAUCACGCCUGAAUUCAAAUCCUUACGUGAUUGUUUAUUUGAACUCGAUAGAGCAAAACACGAGAAAAUUACAAAAACUCUGGAGCGUAUUAUUGUCAUUACAAAAGAUAUAGCAAUUACUGAUAUUCCUGUGGACUUUUCCGUCAUUUGGAAUUAUGCAUAUCUUAUUGAAUGGCCAAAGGAUCCCUACAGUUUAGAAGAUACAUGGAGAAGACUGAGAAUGUUAUUUGCAGAUAGCAUAGUUUCUAACAAAUACACAGCUUAAUAGAUAAAAUUCUUUUGAAAUGCAAUUCUGUUAUAUAACGAGAUAACUAUACACAUAUAU